Paramecium pentaurelia is the source of this 1647-nucleotide messenger RNA. NCBI's taxonomy places the organism in Eukaryota, Ciliophora, Oligohymenophorea, Peniculida, Parameciidae. The record is from the annotation of a GenBank genome assembly.
AUGACUAAGUUAAGUGAGAUUAUAAAGAAAUUUCUUAGAGAUCUUGAUCAAUUUGGUGUUGUAUUUAAACCUAGUAUAACAUCAGAUAGUGAAUAUAAAACAGUUUUAGGUGGAAUAUUAUCUAUAUUACUUUAUGGAAUAAGUUUAGGAUAUUUCAUUUAUUAAUUUGUUAUUUGGAAGGAAGGUGGUAUGUUACCAAAAAUAACAAUAUCAAGUGAAGUAAUAGAAAAUUAAUAAAUUUAAUUUGAUGAACCUCUAUUUUCAAUUAGAAUGAGAAAAAUGAAUGAUACAAAUAUAGAUCCAUUUAAUCCUUAGAAUAUAAUUAUGCUUCCAUUAAUAUUUUAAUAUGUUAAUGGUUAAUUAAUUACUCCUCCUAGUAUUCCAAUAAUAAAUAAUACAACUGAUGAUGAAUUUGUAACAAUAUAUUUUGAUAACAUUACACUAGCUAUAAGUAAAGAUAGAACAAUUGAAUCACCAGAAUUGGAGUACAUGAUUAUAUUGAUUGAUUGUGUUCCUCAACUUUUAAUAAAUAAUACAUAAUUAAAAUGUGCUAAUACAACAACUAGAAAAAGCUUUUUCAAUUAAUCAGUUAAUACACUUUUAUUCACUACUUAUAUAAAAUAAUUUAAUGCUCAAUAAGAAAAGAUUAAUACAUUUGGAUCUGAAGUAAUUGUGGCUUUGGAUCCAAGUUCUGUAUAUUUUUCAACAAGUACUUUAAAAAUGUAAGAAACUAUAAUAGAUAAUGGAUUGUUAUUUGAAAAUACUUAUUAAAGAGAUUUUAUUUUAGAUAUCUCUACAAUUGGUUAAUAAGUGAAUAGUAAGUUUUUCUCUGGUGUUAUUAAUUCUACUACUUAUUUUAUCAAUAAUUAUUAAUUGAAUGGAAUCAAAUCUAUUUAAUAUAUACAAUAUCCAAAAGUAAAUGAAGUAUUAGCUGAUACAGGAUCAAUAGUUUCUAUUCUAUUAUUGACUUCAGCAUUUGUAAUAAUGACUAAUUAAUACUUUUUAGAAAAUGAAGCUAUUUCAUAAGUGAUUUAAAUGUUUUAUCCAAAUCUUAAAUAUUUAAAAUAUCGAAAGAAUUGGUAUGGUAAGAUUAUUAGAAUUGAAUUAUUGGGUCGAAAUUUAAAUAUUGAUAAAUUUAAUUAACACUAUGGGAAAUUAAAAGCAGUAGCAUAAAUGAAAUUAACAAUAACUAAUUAAAUCUAUGAAAUCUCAAGAAUCUAAUUUAUUUUAUAAUCUAUAAUAAGUAGAUCCAAUUUUAUAUCUUGUCAUUAGAUUGGAAUCAAAGAAAACAAUUUUAUUGAAAAUACUAAAGAAGAUAAUGAUAUUGAUAAUUAAGAUGUAGAUAUGUUUAAGGAUUCUAGAGUAGUAAGUUAAUAUAAUAUAAUUUAGGCACCAUCAAAUGAUAGUAAAGUUGAAAUUACUUAAUAAUAACAUCAAUAGAUAUAAUAAACUAUAUUAUAGGAUCAUUCUCAUAAUACUAUAUUACCUAGUGAUAAUCAUAAACCUGAGACAUUUUAAUAAUUCAAAUCAGAUAUUUAUAGUUCAUAGGAACUCAUUGAUUAAGAUUUUGAAUUACUAAUUUGUAAGAAAGAUAAAACUGAUGUAUAAUUGAUACCAUAAUUCUUUGAAAUCAAUAAAAUUACAUGA